UCCUGCUGCAUCCAUCAGGACACCUCCAUCCCAUCACCUCCAUCCUAACAUCUCCAUGGGACCCAAGACUGCCCCUGCCAUGGAGCAGGAGGUUUUUGCAUGGCUCUGUAUCACUGUGAGGUGUAUUUGGGGCUGGGACCAUGUUGACCGUCCUGGGCCAGCCCAAGGCGUCUCCCAGCGUCUACCUCUUCCCGCCAUCCUCCGAGGAGAUCGGAUCACAGAACAAGGCCACCCUGGUGUGCCUGAUGAGCGACUUCUACCCCAGCCCGGUGCAGGUGACCUGGAAAGUCGACGGUUCCACCCACACCAGUGGCGUGGAGACCUCUGCGUCCCAGAAGCAGAGCAACAACCAGUACAUGGCCAGCAGCUACCUGACGCUGAGCGCUGCAGAGUGGAAGAACGUCAACUCCUUCAGCUGCCAGGUCACGCACGAAGGCGCUCUCACCGAGAAGACCCUGAAAAAAUCCGAGUGUUCGUAACUCCGACAGGGCACAGCCACGAAGACAGUGGCUCCUCACCCUUCCUGUCCCUCUUGGCCACUGCUGGUGACAGCAGCCCCCCCUCUUCACCCGGAUGUCCCCCCUCAUGCCCCUGCUGUCCCCCUGUGCCUGUCCCUUGCUCCUGUCCCCCUCCGCCGGGUGUCACACGAAUAAACACCAACACUGAACUAGCGCUGACUCUGCA
Messenger RNA from Oxyura jamaicensis (ruddy duck), 684 nucleotides. It is a transcript of the gene IGLL1, whose product is annotated as immunoglobulin lambda like polypeptide 1. Lineage: Eukaryota; Metazoa; Chordata; Aves; Anseriformes; Anatidae. Gene Ontology annotation, cellular component: MHC class II protein complex. Bases 141 to 479 code for a protein of 112 amino acids. Gene Ontology annotation, molecular function: MHC class II protein complex binding. The transcript is spliced from 2 exons. Gene Ontology annotation, biological process: antigen processing and presentation of exogenous peptide antigen via MHC class II; peptide antigen assembly with MHC class II protein complex; immunoglobulin production involved in immunoglobulin-mediated immune response. The record is from RefSeq and is a predicted model, not a curated record.